AUGAAAAAGAACACGGCCUUCAUCAAACGCCUCCGCACAGCCGUCACCGCUUCCUCUCAAGCCACCUUCAUUCAGGAAAUCCGAACACUGUCCCUUCACAAAUAUCUCUCUGAGAUUAUAUCCGCAUGCUACGAAGGGCUCAGCAAGCUCAAAACACCCGGCGAAAUUGCGGCGGGCGUAGAGAUUGUAAGCGCCUUGCACCAGCGGUUCGGUGCGGUGGAGUUCACAGGAUAUCUGGGCUGGUUCAUAGGUAGGGGACUGAGCUCACCGGACAAGGCACAGCUGAAGUCUCUGCCGCAAGAUGUGAGGGACAGAGAAGAAAAGGAGCGCCUCGCGCGCCAGAGGGUCCUCCUUCGCGUUGCUACUGAGCUUUGGCUUGUUGGGGUCCUGAGAAGUUUGGAAGACGUCACCAGACUGGAGGAGGCGACGAAGGGCAAGGAGAACGUCAAAGCUGGCGAUGGGUCCGCGAAGGGCAAGGCUAGCGCAAACCCGGUCCGCUCUGGACCUGGAGACGCCGAACCGUUCCCACUGGAGGUACUCAAGGAUAUGCUUGGACAAGACCGAGAGCAUGUGAACCUUCCGCUGGUAGUGUUGUUUGUCAAAACAUUCUCGUGGGACGUGCUGGGCGUCAAGAUCUCGUCUGCGGAAGGCCGGAAGACGAUCAACGAGGAUGGUGCGGCUAUCUCUAUGGGCAGCAAAGGCGAAGACUCAGCCACCACGGAAGAUGAGGAGGGGCCAGGAAGGGACUCCCCGAUCACGCCGCCAGAGCUCCAACAGCGCUUCAAAAAUGUCCUUAUGCGCUAUUUCGAAGAGGUCAAGUCUCACCUCGUCCGCGACCAGAAGUCGUUGACCGCUCAAGGGCGUCGCAACGCUGAGGCAUAUGUCAAGUCUGGGGAGGUCUUUGAAGAUCGACAAGCAAACUACGAGAAGCAGGUCAAGUCCCAGGAAAAGCUUCUCGCAAAUGCGCAGGUGCUUGCAGAUGCACUCCGUGUCGAGAUGCCGGACCUCAAGGAGAAAGACGCCUCAGCCGCUGCAGGAGACGGCAGCAUCGGCCUCGUCAAGGCGGGCGAGUAUCUACGUGGCCAAGGCGAGGGCCCUGGCAUCUGGGAGGACGAAGACGAGCGUCGGUUCUAUGAAAACCUGGUCGAUCUAAAGGAGCGUGUGCCCGGAAUUCUGCUGGAGGACGGGAAGAAGAAAAAGCCCGAGAAUGGCGACCAAAUCGGGAAGCGCGCGGACUCCAAAGCGGAAGACAAGUCAGAGACCACGAGCGCUUCAACUUCCACUGAAGCGAAGAUAGCGGACAAUGACGAGGCAUCGAUGGCCAUCGCCAACAAAUCCGUUGGCGCGCAGGUUGAUGCCCUUCUCGCCCGCUUACCUGAAUUAACAACCAAAGAUGGGGUAGACGAAGUUGCGUUCGAGUUCUGCUUCCUCAAUUCAAAGGCCUCCCGAAAUCGACUUAUCAAAGCUGUGGAAGAAGUGCCGAAGGGCCGCUCAGAUCUUCUGCCUCUUUAUGCGAGGCUUGUCGCGACUCUUGGCAGGUAUCUUACAGAUAUUUCCCAGAGCUUGGUGACUUAUCUUGAUGAGGAGUUUCGCAGCCUACAGCGGCGUAAACAGAAGGAUUUCCUAGGCCAGGUUCGAACACUCAAUGUGCGCUACUUGGCGGAGCUGACCAAAUUCGGUGUCGUGCCGGAGCACGUAAUUUUUCAUUGCCUGAAGGUCAGCUUGGAUGAUUUCUCAAGGAUGAACAUUGAGAUCAUCAGCAACUUGCUUGAGAACUGCGGCCGAUACCUCCUGCGCAACCCCGAGACUUCUCCGCGAAUGAACUCAUUUCUGGAGACACUGCAACGCAAGAAGGCCGCUCAACACUUAGGCCAGCAAGAGCGCAUGUUGAUUGAAAACGCACUUUAUUACGUCAAUCCGCCUGAACGAGCUGCUAUUGAACAGAAAGAGCGGACUCCAUUGGACCUCUUCCUCCGCAAGCUUAUCUAUCUGGACUUGACGAAGCGUAACCUGGAUAAGAUCGUGAAGCAGAUUCGCAAGUUGCAUUGGGAGGAGCCUGAAGUCAUUAACCUUCUGCAGAAGAUAUUCACGAAGCCUGGUAAAAUCAAGUACAGCAACAUCCACCUACUGGCGGUGAUAUUGUCGUCGCUCAACCGAUAUCACCAAGAGUUCUGCAUCUCUGUCAUCGAUGACUUACUUGAGUCCAUCACACUUGGCCUCGAGCUCAACGACUUCAAAUUCAACCAGCGCCGUCUAGCUGAGGUGAAGUAUCUCGGCGAGCUCUACAUCUACCGGAUGGUCGAUUCACCCGUGGUCUUCGAUGCUCUAUACAAGCUCGUCACCUACGGUCAUGCGAACGGCACGCCUAUGCCAGGAAGCGCCAACCCGCUGGAUCUUCCCGAUGACUACUUCCGCAUCCGCUUGGUCUGCAAUCUUUUGGAGACCUGUGGCACGUUCUACAACAAGGGUGCGGCCAAAAAGAAGCUGGAUUUCUUCCUGACAUUCUUUCAAUACUACAUCCAGACCAAGGAGCCCCUUCCGAUGGACAUUGACUUUGUGGUUCAAGAUGCUUUCGCCUUGGUUAGGCCCCAGUGGAAGCUACUUACUUCGCUUGAGGAGGCCGGUCGUGCCUUUGCGGAAGCUGUGAAGGAGAAUUACCAGACUUCAGCGACCGGCAAGCCAAUCGAGGCUGAUGAAGUCGAGGAGGAAUCUGCGUCCGAUGAUGGUCAAGAUGUUGACGAGGAGGAUUUGGAUGAUCAAGUGGGCGAGGCUGAAGGAGACUCUGGCGAAGAAGUUGAUGCUACUGCUCAAGAAACCGAACCGAAGUCGAAUGAGUCGGACUCUGAGGAGGAGCAGAUCAUUGUCACUCGUCCUGAGGACGAACGAGACCCAGAAGCUGAUGCUGAUUUCGACCGCGAACUGGCGAAGAUGAUGGCCGAAAGCGUACAGGAUCGCAAACUCGAGCGGAAGCCGAUUUUCGACGUUCCGCUACCCAUGCGGCGAGCUCAGCGCGAUGUGACAGCAGCUGCCGAUGACAGCGAUCGUGAAAGCCCCGCGCCAAGCGGCUCGCCAAACACGAUGAAAUUCUCGCUGCUGAGCAAGCGCGGCAACAGGCAGCAGACCCGAUCCAUCGAUCUCCCAACCGACUCGCAUUUCGCAAUCGCCAUGCGCGCGCAGCAGCAGGCUGAGAAGGAAGAGCAGCAACGCAUCAAGAACCUCGUGCUCAAUUACGAUCUCCGUGACGAAGCCGAGGCAGACGGUGACCCCAACUUUCAUUAUAUACUCCAACCCAAUUUCAACCGCCCCGUCAACAAGCAAACAGUCACUGAGACAACAGCACCUCAAGGUAUCGACAAAACGCACAGCCCGUACAUCCAGCCUCGCAUCGACAAGGCGGGCAACAACCGCAGCCACCAGCGCGCACGGAAGCUGCAGCUCAGCGAUGUUGACUGGUAUGGAAAGAAGUCUCCUUCAGCUCUAGACUCUACUACUUCGGCACCAGCGUCUGCGGCCGGCAACGGACUUGCGACUCCUGGUGACGAACACCCAGCACGUUCGUCGGCUCAUGACGGCAAGGGACGCCGAGGUGGACGACGCGCUUAUAGGACUUUCGGCUGA
Messenger RNA from Coniosporium apollinis CBS 100218, 3618 nucleotides. RefSeq lists its product as uncharacterized. Gene Ontology annotation, cellular component: cytoplasm; exon-exon junction complex. The transcript is spliced from 4 exons. Gene Ontology annotation, molecular function: RNA binding; protein binding. Lineage: Eukaryota; Fungi; Ascomycota; Dothideomycetes. Gene Ontology annotation, biological process: nuclear-transcribed mRNA catabolic process, nonsense-mediated decay. The record is from RefSeq and is a predicted model, not a curated record. The coding region runs from base 1 to 3618 and encodes 1205 amino acids.